Monoraphidium neglectum is the source of this 774-nucleotide messenger RNA. Its product is annotated as putative hydrolase of the HAD superfamily. Bases 1 to 774 code for a protein of 257 amino acids. The record is from RefSeq and is a predicted model, not a curated record. The transcript has 6 exons. Lineage: Eukaryota; Viridiplantae; Chlorophyta; Chlorophyceae; Sphaeropleales; Selenastraceae.
AUGACGUUUUUAGACCGGGAGUUUGAUGCGGUGCUGUUCGACCUGGAUGACACGCUCUAUGAUGUUCCUGCGAUAGCAAAGACUGUGAGAAACAACAUCACACGCUACCUACGGGAAGUGCUUCUCAUCCCAGCGGACGAAGUGGACGCUCUUACAUUGAAGCUAUACCUGGAGCAUGGCACGACCAUGGCGGGACUGGUGGCGGCGGGCUACCACAUAGACUACGACCACUUUCACGACAAGGUCUCAGGGCCGCGGUGGCUCGUGCACGCGACCCUUGAGUACGACUUGCUGCUGCACCCCAACGGAGUGCGCGACAUCCUGGCACAGGUCACGGCCACAAAGCACAUUUUCACCAAUGCAGAUGCCAAGCACACAGCGGAGUGCCUCUCACGGCUGGGUAUCCAGGGAUGCUUCGAGACGAUCUGGUGCUUUGAAACCGUGCAGCAGCUGCUCAAGGCACCGGAGGGCGCACCGCCCCAGGUACUAUGCAAGCCCAACCGCCGCGCCUUUGAGCUGGUGCUGCAGCAGCUGGGCGUGGCGCCGGGACGCGCCGUCUUUAUUGAUGACAGCCCCCGCAACUGCGCCUCAGCCCACGAGCUAGGGAUCUUCACAGUGCUGGUGGGCCGUGAGGGGCACGUGGCUGGCGCAGACCUCGUGAUCCCAAACAUUCACGAGCUGCCACGUGUGCUGCCGGGCCUGUUUGCGCCGCCGGAGCCGCCGCGUGUGGAGGCUGCGGCGGAGGUGGGUGUGCCUAUUCGCGUGCCGGCGUGA